ACGCUCAACAGGGAAGUUAAACAGGUAGAUCUACGCAUUGCUGCAGUGAUGGGCAUAUCUGAUAUUACUAACUAGUCAGCAGCAUUGUCAAAUUCAGCCGAACUUUUGACUUUAAGUUUUGAUCAAACUUUUACAAUGUCAGCAGGAAAGUGACAGAUUUACCAGCCAAGCUAGAGUGAAGUUCAUCAUGUGAUUGUGAAUUCUAGGGCUGGAUAAAUACGGACAAUGUAAGUGAACUUUCUGAAGUGUGGCAUGGAAAACUUGGAUUCAUCAUCACAGUAACCCUGUGACAUCAGUCAUCGUGAGGUAGUUAUUCUACAGUGUUUUUACAUUGCUAUAAGUUUAAUAAACAUAUACUACUGAAUGUGACAUUUACAAGUCAAGUUUUCUUUCCUUUGCAUAACAAACUCUUAUUUGUGAGUGUUUACUGAUAACAAUAUCUUUAUACAAGAACGACAAACAUCUUCAAGUCUUCAACAAAUAUCAGCUUUCCAUCAUAAUGGCAACCCCUAAAAGCCAAUUUCCACUCCGUAUUAAAGGUCAAACGACCUGUAUUCACCACAAGGGGAGGCAAUUGGAGUUUUAUUGUGAAAAGUGUCAGGAACCGGUUUGUUCAAAAUGCCUUUCUUCUAUUCACAAAACUUAUACAGUUUGUGAACUAAGUGAAAUCAUUCCCCAGAAAGAACCAGACAUUAAAAACUUUAUAGACAGAACAGAAAAAAAUGACCUUGUACAAAUUGGAAAAUACAUCACCACUACUGAUACGCUCCUUAAAGACAACGCCAGUACUUUUGAGAAGCUGUCACAAAAUUUAAAAAUGCAAACAGAUAAAUUAAAACAAGAGCUGGACAUGCUUACAGCACAGACACUCUCUCUUUAUCACAAAAUGGAAGAGGAUAAUACCAAGCUGAUAAAGAAAUACAAACAGGACCUCGAGAUGUACGAGAAGCAACUCAAACAACAAAUUCAAGAAUGCAAAGCAGCUCUCCAGCGUGGUUCACACAUACAGAUUUAUGAUACAUUUUGUGAGAUCCAUUCUCCUACACACAGUCUCCCUGUAACACCUGUCAUGGGUACUGUCAACUUCACUCCAAAUGAAAAACCUCAAGAUCACUUGAAAAAAGCCUUGGGGAAAGUUACCACAUCAGGUCAAGGUCGAACUUUAACUGACCAGGAUCGGUCAGUCUCAACAUCUGAUGAUCGGGGACAACCCUCUUCACAACAACAACGGUCCGGAACAAAAGGAAAGAAAGCAGUGACAACAUACAAACUACUUCCACAGACCAAGGUAGUGAUGGAAUGGGAGUCUCCACGUGACAUUUAUUCUGUAUGUCCCACCACUGAUGGUCAUGUGUGGACCAAGUACGGGUACACGUUAACUCUCCUGGACAGGAAUAGUAAAGUAAUACAGGAGGUCAAACACAAUGUCGGGUUCAAUGAUAUCAGUCUGUCACCCACCACACACACACUGUGGGUCUGUGAUGAUAAAAAUAACAUCAUGGAGCUGGUAUCAGGACGACUGACGCACAGAUUCCGUACCAAGGAGGAACCCUGGUGUAUAUGUGUUACAGCCAGUAACCAUGUAAUUGUAGGGAUGACCGAACACAUCUCCAAAUUUACUACAGAUGGUAAAAUGGUGUGUACAACUAUGGCUAAAGGGCCUGGGAAACCAUUAGUGUGUUCACCACACAGGAUCUCAGAGUGUCCUGUCACUCACAAUGUGGCAGUCGCUGAUUUCAGUCGUGAAAGUGAUGGUGGUGAUGAAAAUCAACAUGUUGUUGUGAUGGACACUGAUUUCAUGGAGCUGUUUGUAUAUAGAGGCGUCAUCCCCAGUACAUAUAGACCAACACCACAAACAGGAGGUGAACCGUUUAACCCCUGGGGUGUGGUGUAUGACAGUGUGGGGAACCUGAUCAUAGGGGACUGUGACAACUACAGGGUCCUACUCAUCAGUGGAGGUGGUGAGUUCCUCAGGGUCAUACACACAGACACAGGCUAUACAUGGACUGUAGGUAUAGACAGGGAGGAUGUCCUGUGGGCAGUGUUUGGGUCAUGGCCUGUUAGCACAGUCAAACUACUACAGUACAGCAGUGUGUGACAACUCUAACCAAACAACUAGUAAAUCUAGUUACCAGGAUAGUGACAUGGAAAUCAGAGACAAAGGAAACUUAUCACGAUUACAAAUCAACUAACGAUGUGUGACAUUCACAGGAUUAUUAGCAAAACGUCUAAGACUACAGAUGGUGUGGCAUUCACAGGAUUAUUAAUAAAAUGCCUAGACUACAGAUGGUGUGACAUUCAGAGGAUUUUAAGUAAAAUGUCUAGACUACAGAUUGUGAGACAUUCACAGGAUUAUAAGUAUAAUGUCUAGACUACAGAUGGUGUGACAUUCACAGGAUUAUAAGUAAAAGGUCUAGACUACAGGAUGCAAACAAUUAUCGAUUAGGCUCCAUUUUCCAUUGAACAGGUAACAAAACAGUUUUUUGCAUUAGCAAUCAACAGUUAAAGGUAUUGGGACAAACCUAAAUAAAUGUCUCUCUGAGGCCAAACCAAACAUUUUGAGUCAUACAAUCACUCACAUUUUGAGUCAUGCAAUCACUAACAUUUUGAGUCAUACAAUCACUCACAUUUUGAGUCGUACCAUCACUCACAUUUUGAUUCAUACAAUCACUCACAUCUUGAGUCGUACAAUCACUCACAUUUUGAGUCGUACCAUCACUUACAUUUUGAGUCGUACCAUCACUCACAUUUUGAGUUGUACAAUCACUCACAUUUUGAGUCAUACAAUCACUCACAUCUUGAGUCGUACAAUCACUCACAUUUUGAGUCGUACCAUCACUUACAUUUGAGUCAUACAAUCACUCACAUUUUGAGUCGUACCAUCACACAUAUUUUGAGUUGUACAAUCACUCACAUUUUGAGUCAUACAAUCACUCACAUUUUGAAUCGUACCAUCACUCACAUUUUGAGUCGAACAAUCACUCACACUUUGAGUCGUACAAUCACUCACACUUUGAGUCAUACAAUCACUCACAUUUUAAGUCAUACAAUCACUCACAUUUUGAAUCGUACCAUCACUCACAUUUUGAGUCGAACAAUCACUCACACUUUGAGUCGUACAAUCACUCACAUUUUGAGUCAUACAAUCACUCACAUUUUGAGUCAUACUAUCACUCACAUUUUGAGUCGUACAAUCACUCAAAUUUUGAUUACAUUAAUAUUGUCAUGUACUUCUAGCGUCAAUGUGUUUCGCAGUCAAGUUUUAUCUUAAAAGACAUCAUCUUGGUCUCGUUGCUCAGACUUUCAUCAGCAACCCUUUCCCUGUCAUACGUAGUGCUUGCUAUACACGAUAUUAUUUAUGAAGCCCUAUUUCUAUAUUCACCAUUGAUAUCACCUCCCAUACUCAUGAAUUUCUCAGUUGAUUUCUUAUUAAUACAGAAUUUCCUUGUUCUUAAGUUUGCCAGAUGCCAGGGCUCCGGGAAAUAUGAUGUGAUGCUGACUUUCAAGCAAUUGUACUCAUCAUAUACACAACAUCUAUGAAAUCCAAAUGACUAACUCUUAAUAUACAGUAACAUCUCGUUACACUGCUACUGUUUGUCCAGAGAAUUGCUGACAUUAUAAAGAGAUUGGCAAUAAAUUGAAGGAAAUUUACAGAAUAAUUAUUAAGGAAAAAAGGAAAAGGGACCUUAACAUUUGUUGGCAAGGUGGCAAAUAAACGGAGUGGCAUUAUAUCUAGGUUUUACUGUACAUAACUUCUGGAGACAAUAUAUAUAUAUAUAAUUUCAAUUGUUUGGUGGGUUGGAAUUAGGGUGGACUUAUUUUCUCUAUGUUAUGCAGCCCAAAAGGUGGUGUGUAUUGGUCUGAGAAUUGCACAUGCAAAUUCCUAUCGCGUCAUUUACAAUGUAAGUGACACAGUUAGCGGCAGGCAGACGUGAAAUUUAAUUUUACUUAAAGAAAUCGGGGCUGUUAUUUGGUUAAAGUGGAAUUCAAAUCAUCAAAUUAAUUUUGUAUUUGAUAUCCUGUUAUGGGAAAUCAGAGAUGUGGGGAGUAAUCUGGAUCAAUUUUAAAGUAAAUCUAAUGAUUAAAUACAAUCCUUUGUUUGUAGGUGCAUACGUGCUUUAUGUCCAUAACACGUAUUGUUGUGUUUGAAAAUGAUUAGUUUGUUUAAUAAAUCAGUCGCAGUGCCUCUUUGUCAGUGAAAUACAUUUC
Mizuhopecten yessoensis (Yesso scallop) is the source of this 4209-nucleotide messenger RNA. RefSeq lists its product as uncharacterized. NCBI's taxonomy places the organism in Eukaryota, Metazoa, Mollusca, Bivalvia, Pectinida, Pectinidae. The record is from RefSeq and is a predicted model, not a curated record. The coding region runs from base 500 to 2098 and encodes 532 amino acids. The transcript has a single exon. Gene Ontology annotation, molecular function: zinc ion binding.